Molecule: messenger RNA, 1781 nt
Organism: Ixodes scapularis (black-legged tick)
Lineage: Eukaryota; Metazoa; Arthropoda; Arachnida; Ixodida; Ixodidae
Gene: Nop60B
Product: H/ACA ribonucleoprotein complex subunit 4
Exons: 14
Coding region: 268-1713 (481 amino acids)
Biological process (GO): snRNA pseudouridine synthesis; mRNA pseudouridine synthesis; box H/ACA sno(s)RNA 3'-end processing
Cellular component (GO): box H/ACA snoRNP complex
Molecular function (GO): pseudouridine synthase activity; RNA binding
Source: RefSeq, a predicted model, not a curated record
GGACUCCUGUCAUGGCGACCGGAAGUGACCUUUUGGACACAAUUCUUUACAAAAGCAUUAAACAUAAAGGACAAAACAGGAACAGCAGGUCUUUCGUAUGUCUUUUAUCUCCUGUCCUUUAUGUGUAACAACUUCUUAAAAAAGAAUUCGGUUUUUGGACGACUACACUAGCGCCACCAAAGUCACUCCCCAGCUUCUAGCGCGGUUCAAGCAUCGUCAACGCCAUCACGCUUUCGCCUCAAAUGUUUUUUUGAACACGUGUUUACCAUGCAGGAGAUAGAAGAAACACAAGUUCUGUCGUCCUCGAAAAAAGAGAAGAAAAAGAGGAAAACCCUAGGGGACAUCCAGGCAGAGGGCGACUUUGUGAUCCAGCCGUCAGAAAAGGCGGGCAGCCUCAACACCUCACAGUGGCCACUUUUGCUCAAGAACUUUGACAAGCUGAAUGUGCGGACGAACCACUAUGUGCCCAUGCCACACGGCAGCUCGCCGCUCAAGCGGGAGCUGCGCGAGUACAUCCGCUCGGGUUUCAUCAACCUGGACAAGCCGUGCAACCCUUCCUCCCACGAGGUCGUCGCCUGGGUCAAGCGCAUCCUCAAGGUGGAGAAGACGGGACACAGUGGCACCCUGGACCCUAAGGUGUCCGGCUGCCUCAUCGUGUGCAUAGAGCGGUCCACCCGGCUGGUCAAGUCCCAGCAGAGCGCGGGCAAGGAAUACGUGGCCAUCUUUAAGCUGCACGAGGACCCCAAGUCAGAGCGGGAGGUGCUCCAGGCAUGCGAGAAGUUGAAGGGGGCCCUGUUCCAGCGGCCGCCCCUCAUCUCGGCCGUCAAGCGCCAGCUGCGCAUCCGCACUAUCUACGAGAGCAAGCUGCUUGAGUUCAACAAGAACAACAACAUGGGGGUGCUGUGGGUGAGCUGCGAGGCGGGCACGUACGUGCGCACGCUGUGCGUCCACCUGGGCCUGGUGCUGGGCACGGGAGGAGUGAUGCAGGAGCUGCGCAGGGUGCGCUCGGGCAUCCAGGACGAGAAGACGGGCAUGGCGACCCUUCACGACGUGCUGGACGCCCAGUGGCUGUACGAGAACCACAAGGAUGAGACGUACCUGCGCCGAGUCAUCAAUCCGCUUGAGCGUCUGCUCGUCUCGCACAAGCGCAUCGUCAUGAAGGACAGCGCCGUGAACGCUGUCUGCUACGGUGCCAAAGUGAUGCUGCCCGGUGUCCUCCGCUACGAGGACAACAUUGAUCUCAACGACGAGAUCGUCAUCAUCACCACCAAGGGCGAGGCCAUCUGUCUCGGCAUAGCCCUGAUGACGACGUCGACCAUCACGACAUGCGACCACGGCAUCGUGGCCAAGAUCAAGCGGGUGGUGAUGGAGCGGGACACCUACCCCCGCAAGUGGGGCCUUGGACCAAACGCCAUCCGCAAGAAGCAGAUGAUCAAGGAGGGCAAGUUGGACAAGCACGGGCGCCCCAACGACAACACCCCCGAGGGCUAUGAGGAAGGGGCGGGGGAAGUUCCCGGAGGCAGCACAAAGAAGAGGAAGCACAGCGCAACCUCCGAUGCACCGGCUCCCGAGGCCAGCGAGGAGGAAGGCGCUUCCGUGGCCAAGGAGAAGAAGAAGAAGAAAAAGAAGAAGAAAGACUCCCAGGACUCGGACCAGGAGACGCCCUCCAAAGGAGAGAAGAAGAAGAAACACAGGACGGAGGAGUCCGACUGAAGAGCUGCGCCGGGACCCAUUCCACCCUGUAUCUAUCCUCCCCAGUAAAUGGCUCUCGCCUGUUUUUA